Molecule: messenger RNA, 576 nt
Organism: Eremothecium cymbalariae DBVPG#7215
Lineage: Eukaryota; Fungi; Ascomycota; Saccharomycetes; Saccharomycetales; Saccharomycetaceae
Gene: EMC10
Product: Emc10p
Exons: 2
Coding region: 1-576 (191 amino acids)
Source: RefSeq, a predicted model, not a curated record
AUGCUGCUAUGGGUUAUUUCAAUCCAGAGUGUUCUCUCCCAUGCCUCUAAGGAGCCUAUCGUUCUCUAUGCCGAGACGGUAACCACUAAAGAGAAACACCCUCUAUGUUCUCUGGUUUACUUCCACGAAACGGAAACCUCACCUGAGCACUAUCAAGUUAUAGAUGUAAACAACGAUCUUCCCCCGGGUCCAUAUUGCGUAGGUGCCGCUAUCAACAAUAAGCCAUAUGCCUGCCAUGCUUACCUCACUCUCGAAACUCCCUUAGAUUACGACUUACACAUUCACAGGGAUACCAAUAAAACCCCUUACAAACUGUCCCUAACGACAAAUCCUGAGGCUUCUGGAAUCAUACCAAUAAUAACUGAUUCCAAACCUGGUCCCCAAGCUGCUAUUAAGAAAUUAAAAAAAUCUACAAAAACCUACCAAGAUAAGAGGGCUAAUUCAGGAUCUGCAACUGCUUCAUUUGGAGAAGGUUCAGAACCAGACAAAAGAAGUUUCAUUCAAAAGAAUUGGAAGCUAAUUUUAUUAGGCAUCUUAGUAUACGCUUUAUUCAACAGAAAGCCGGAAGAAAGCUAG